This is a messenger RNA of Prinia subflava (tawny-flanked prinia), 3093 nucleotides long. RefSeq names its product Fc receptor-like protein 4. The record is from RefSeq and is a predicted model, not a curated record. Gene Ontology annotation, biological process: cell surface receptor signaling pathway. The coding region runs from base 1452 to 2900 and encodes 482 amino acids. Lineage: Eukaryota; Metazoa; Chordata; Aves; Passeriformes; Cisticolidae. Gene Ontology annotation, molecular function: transmembrane signaling receptor activity. The transcript has 9 exons. Gene Ontology annotation, cellular component: plasma membrane.
CCUCAGGUGCUGGCUGCCCCCUGGGGCUGGCCAGAGCAGGGCUGGCCAAUGCCCAUCCCUGUGCAGUGGGGCUGGGCCGUGGCUGGGCCCCACACUUGGAUGGCCAGUGGCUUCCAGGAGGAGGAGUUGGGGAGCUCCUUCCUGCCUGGGGCUCCAUUCCCCAGCUGCUCCUGCCGGCUCAGACCCUGCAGGGGACAGGCGAGAAUGGAAAAGUCUGGAACCGUCCUGGAGCUGCCAUUCCCCAGGACAGGACCCCCCUGGCUGGGACGUGUCCCCCUCUGGGACUGGACCCCCCAGGACAGGACUCCCCUGGAUGAGCCCUCCCAGGACAGAACCCAUCCUCGUGUGACCAAAGCACAAACGGCCUCUUCCUUCUGCUGCAGGAGAGAGGAAGUGAAAGUGUUGGUGUGCACAGCCGGACACCCCCAUCCCCCACAGCCCCCAAAUAUCCUCCUACAGCCCCAGAACCCACUUUCCCCUUCCCCAGUGUCCCCCCAACUCAUUCCCUGCUCAGGAGCUACCCGGGAUCAUUGAGCCACAAACUGAGAGAUGCGAAACUGAGGGGAAAAGGAAGGAAAUGGAAAUGAAGAGAGGGAAAAGCCCCUGAGCUUCAGGGGGGACACAACCCCAGAGCCCCUCAGAAUCUGGCUGAGCUGAGCCCCCAGACCACGAGCACCUUGAGUGGGCUGUGCUGGGCUCUGGGUUACCCCAAAAUCUGAGGCACCCAGGGAAGGAGCUGCAGCCCACGGGCCCACCCAGCCACUGCCCAUCCCUGGGACCCUCAUGCCCCUGGGAACUCAGCAUUGGGAUCCCCAUUCUUUAUGUUCCCCCUCCCUGGGAGCCCCAUCCAAGGACUGCCACUCCCUAAGACCUCCAUGGCCCCAGACCCCCAUUCCCGAGGAAUAUUCUCUCCAAAUUCUAUCACCUAUAAUCUCCUUUCACGUUCCAGGAACUUGAUUCUCCUGGCACCUCCACCAUUCCCAUGUAACCCCCCAUUUUCCCUCACCUCAUCCCCAGGACCCACCUCCCAUGUCCCCAAAUCCUUGGAUCCCACGUUCCACUGGCACUCCUACCCCUGAGUCCCCCCAUUGCUGGGAUCCCCAUUCCCCUGGACAUCCAUCCCUGGCUCCCCAAACUCCUGAGUCCCCCACUCCUGAGAGCCCCAUGUCCCACCAUGUGCCACCCAGCAUUGUCCCCAGCCUGUCCCCACCCUGUCCACAGCCCAUCCCCAGCUUGUGGCCACCCUGCCCCCACCAGGGGCCACCUACUCGUGGGGACGAGCUGUGACCUUUCUUCCUUCCUUUUUGUCCAAAGAACCGCCACCCAGGGGACAGCAGCUCCUGGCAGCAUGUGACAGCCAGCCUGGAUGGCCGGGGACAUGGGGAUGACCGGGAAAGUGGCACUGCUCCUGUAGGCCCAGACCCUCGGCCUUGCUGGUGAGUCCUCGGGGGAUGCCAUGUCCCUGCCCCACUGUCCCCAGCCCCGUGGUGGCCCUGGCAGGCAGGUGUCUCCUGUCACCUGCAGGCACCCAGACCACCCAGCUCCUGGUGGAGCCCCCCUGGACACCAGCAGUGCAGUGGGACUGGGUGACACUGACCUGCCAGGGCUCGGGGACCACCGGUGCCACCACCUGGUACAAGGACGGGCAGUGGUGGGGGCAGAACAGAGGAGACAAUGUCACUGACACCGAGAGUGGUACCUACAGGUGUGACAGACCCAGCAGUGGGCUCAGCCCCCCCGUGACAGUCUUACAAGAUCUGCUGGUGCUGCAGGUGCCAGCACGGCCAGUGCUGGAGGGGGACACGGUGACACUGUGCUACCGGAGCUGGCGGGACCUGUCUGUCACCGGGGUGAGAUUUUACCAGGAUGAGAAGGAUCCAGGAGGGUCCCUCAGGGGAACCGAGCUUUCCCUGCCCCCUCUGGAGCUGAACCACAGUGGCCGCUACCACUGCAGGGGUUUGAUGAACUCCAAGCUGUCAAUGUGGGCACAGUCAGCACCUGUGACAGUGACAGUGGAUGAGCUCUUCUCGGUGCCGGUGCUGGAGGGUCCCACUGAGCCCAUCAAGGGCUCCCCCCUCAAUCUCAGCUGCCUCAGCACCCCCAGCCCCCUGCGGCCUGGAGCCCCCCUCCUGCACCUCUUCUACCGGGACGGGCAGUUGGUGGGGGGCCCACAGUGGUCUCGAGAGCUCCUGGUGCCCGCCGUGGGGGUCUCCCACUCGGGGAAUUACAGCUGCCAGGUGCGCUCAGUGGAUGGGACUGUGCAGAAGAGCAGUGCCCGGCUCGGCGUCACGGUGCGCAUGCCCGUGGCCAAUGCCACCAUCACCCCUGGUCCCCUGUCACACCAGGUGCACACAGGUGACCCCGUGACCCUGCGCUGCUCAGUGCAGGUGGGCUCAGCCCCUGUCACCUUCACCUGGCUGCACAACAGGCAGGAGGUGGCCUGGGGUCCUGUACUGGAGCUUGGAGACGUCACUGUGGGACACUCGGGCACCUACCAGUGCAUGGCCACCAACCAGCUGGGACAGGAUGGGCACCGCGUGUUCCAGACACUCAGCCCCGAGCUGGCCCCGGAGGUGACACCACAAGGACACUGGAACACAGCAGUGGCCACUGGGGUUGGCGGGUCCCUCCUCUUCCUGGUUCUGCUCGUGGGUGGAGUUGUUGGCUGGUGCCGGUGGAACCACAUGGCUGCCACGAAGCACCAGGAAAGGGCCCCCCCGGAUCCCCCAGCCCCCUCAGAGGAGGGGGAGGUGCUGUACACCCACGUCGUGAGCACCAAGCAGAUGUGGGCGUCCCCCCGUGCCACCACACUCCAGGAUCCCCCGGUGACCUACGCGGAGCUGCGGGGACCCCGCGGGAAACUGCGGGAACUCAGUGACAUCCACAGGAACGUGCUGUGACACUCGGGGCACGGGUGGGCACUGGGGGGCUCUGGGGGAACUGGGGGGCAGUGGAGGACCCCACCCAUGGGCAGCCACACGUGAGUCCCACCCACUGCUCCCGUGGGUGCCCAACAUUCACGGGUAGGUGGGCACAAGUGGGGAUCACGUGUGGGGCUGAACAGGGUGCCCAGAGCUCCCCAUGCCCCCAGAA